AUGGCCCGUAGGAAGCUGAAGUACGAAAACCGGUUCCUAGCCGAGGCUCAGCCGGUGGAUCUGUCCCUUCUGGAUUCCUGCCAUCACAAGGUCAUUUCCCAACUUCACACAACCUGCGCAGAUCUGGCGGAAGAGGAACUGGCCAAGCUGGGAGUGGGGCUGUUCAACUGCCAGGCCGGUGCCGAAGGACGGAGGACUUACCUGUGCACUGAGGACAUGAGUCUGGCGGAAUGCACAGCCGGGAUGGAUCCGGAUACCUGGAACGCUUAUCACAUUAUCAGCAACCGAGCCCGGGCCGUCUGCUAUGCCACCCGCCAGGUGGAAUUCAAGCGCCGGGCGCAGCAUAUGGUGAACGCCCUGGUCUCUACCGCCGUGGGCCAGUUGGAAGCCAUGGAAACGCUCAAGAGGAGCCAGGAGGAGCUGAAGCAGCUCACGGCGGAGUCCCUGCAGAGGGUGGUCAGCGCCCAGGAGGGGCUGCUCAGCCAGCAAGAGACGCUGCGAGGCGGCCAGGCGCAGAUGGAGGAAGCUCUCUCUGGCAAUCUGGAGCGCCUGGUCCAGGAGAAGGCCCUGAUUGCCAGCGGGCAGCGGGAGGUGGCCGAGCUGCUGGAGGGCAUCACACGCAGGAUGGAAAAUGUCAGCAGUCAUCUGAACCAACAGGAUGUGGAGCUUCAAGAAGGACAUCAGUCCAUCCUGAGGGACCUGAGUCAAGUCCAAAGACGGGCUCAAGAAGUCUACUCCAAACUAGAUACCAAUGUGGGUUUGUUCCUGGCCCAUCAGAAGCAAACCACUUUGUACCACGAUGAGUUACUGGGGAAACUGAGGAAGAUGAACGAGACGUUUGGGCUGGCCCUUCAAACCAUGGAGCUCAUGCAGACCAAGGUGGAGGGGCGAUUGCAGCACAUCCAGAGAUUCAUAACUUGGGCAGGGUUCAGCUUGAGUUCUGUCUACACCUGCGUCUUGCACGUGCUCUAUUUCCUCCUGGCUGCGCUCAUCAUGACUUUCCUGCAGAUCCCGGGCGCAUCCCGUGCCCUGCUGCUGGUUGUGGUUGUGGCAAACGCCCUCUUUGAGCUGCACCACACCGUUUCCUUGGGGUUCACGUCGCUCACGGGCCUCUUGGCAUUAGAAGGUGAGGUGGGCCUCCUGCAUGAGCUGGAGAAGCUGGAAGAGGUGAGCUACCUGUCAGUGGCCAGCGAGCGCACGGGGGCCGAUGAUGUCCGUCAGCAGCCACAGCCUGCUGGCCCCUCGACCGACGCACUCUGGGGUUCCGUAGCCCGCUGCCAGCAGUUCAAAGAAGUCACCUAUGAGCUGGAUGGCUGGCCAACAGCUGAAGAGGCGAUGCACUCCAGCUGCUCGGCUUCCCCAAGGCCCUUCUGCCAAGGGGUCACCAGGACUGGACAGCCCUGCAGGAAGAAGUCCCUCUCCCACCAGGUCUUCUGCCACGUUCACGCGGCCGGACACAGCCACCUCGCUUGA
Molecule: messenger RNA, 1473 nt
Organism: Protobothrops mucrosquamatus (brown spotted pit viper)
Lineage: Eukaryota; Metazoa; Chordata; Lepidosauria; Squamata; Viperidae
Product: protein brambleberry-like
Exons: 11
Coding region: 1-1473 (490 amino acids)
Source: RefSeq, a predicted model, not a curated record